AUGGGUGAUAUCAGACUCAGCCAGUCCAACUUCAUCCCGCACUACAAUUAUGCGGUGGUAAACCUCGCUCUCCUUCCAACUUCAUCCCAUCUACCCUUUCCUCCGAAGAUGUCCUUCUUCGGAUUUGAUACCACCCUUCCUAGGGAUCGGGCUCCUCCCGGGGAUAAGAGGGGUAUUUUCGAUACCCCUGACCCGUUUGCCGAAGUCGCUCGGGCUAAAGCAGAAGGGCUGCAUGAGGAUGACGACGAUGCCAUCGAUUUUGAGGAUACGUAUGACGGUUUAGGCGAUCAGCUUGACGAUGAUCAGGAUGCCUUCAACGAAGACACGUUCGGUGGUGUUUCGGAUAGUGGCCCCGUUGGCAAAGAUUUUGACUUCUUUGGAAAAACAGCCCAGAUUGCAGACGUCAUCGGGGAGGAGCAGGUUCGCUACAGCCUACAGAAACCCCAGCAUCCUGCGACAGGCAUUACGGCCGAGAAACCAAAGCGUACCGGAUAUGAGAAAUACGAUGACCCAGGCUAUAUUCCUGACCUUCAAGCGAAGUCCAGCGUUUGGGGAGUGCAGAAGAAGCCGGAACCGGCAGCUCCUGUGCCUCAGCCAGCCAAGAAGAUGUUGAGUUUGGAAGAAGUGGAAGCGCAGUUGCGCCAUCCUUCGAUGCCACCUCAUAUACCUGUCUCCUUGCCGCAAUCCAUGCCUGAGCCCCCUCAUCCCCUUCAGCCUCAGCAGAUCCCCGGCCUCCCAGAAGGGUUCCAACACUUGCCCCCGGAAUUCCUCCAGGCUCAAUUCGCUAAAGGAGUACCGCCUACGCAACUGCUACACCAUCCUCCGAUGGCCCCUGAGCCCUACCCUGUCUCGGGACAUGCGCCUAAUAUCCCACUGCAUCUUCUGCCAAAUGCCAACAUUCCGCCUCAGCAUAUGGCUCCUCCCCAACGUCAAGCAAUGUCUGCACGGGCGCAGCGGCCCCAGCGGCCCCAGCAGCAGCAGCAGCAGCAGCAGCAGCAGCAGCCACCGCUAUCCCAGGGUUCUCAUGGGGCAAACCAGUCGUUGCCUUUGAUCACAAAUCCCCAGCAGCUGAUGCAUUUGACAGAGGAGCAGCGGGUCGCAUACUUGAUGGAAGAUGCUAAACGCGCGAAGCGCAACCACAAGAUUUUCCUCCUUUCCAAAGGCAACGGUCUAAUGACUCCGCAGGACAAGAACUUUAUAACUAGGAUUCAGCUGCAGCAGUUGGUGGCCGCGGCUGGAAACGUUGUCGACUCUGAUUCGGAAGCCGUCUUGGCGGAGGAUUUCUACUACCAAGUCUACAGCCAGAUUCGAGGAGCACCUCGACAGCAUCCCCACCAGCCCCUGGGCCAUUUUGCGCAGACCUAUCUUCUCCAGACCGGGAAUCGCCUGGGUGGCCAUGGAUCCAGAAGGCAGGCCCAGAGUGCGGACAAUCACAUGCAAAGGAUGCAGCAGCAGGUGCAACGAGCAGUUGAGGCCGCCAAGGCCAAGCCUAAAAAUAAGCAGCUUAUCAUUGAAGGAAGUUUGGGCAAGAUCUCAUUUAGUAAUGCCAAAACACCGAAACCUAUGCUUAACAUUAAGCGCCCGGAUAGCUCUGAGGGAGCGAAGGUGACCAAGAAGCCCCACACCGACUUGAGUGUCAGUGACCGGAAGUCCAUCCUGACCAACAUCGAGGGUGUUUACAGUACGCUGAUGGAACUGGAGGAUAUGGAGCGCACAAUGCCCCCCCCUCCAGACGAGAAUGACCCGGAAGCUAUUCAACAGCACUUGGAAUGGCGGCAGAAAGUCCGCUCACUCAAUCAAAAGCUGUGGCAAGAUCUCAAAGUUAUGGAACCAAUUGUUUCUAACGCGAACACCCCACAUCCGUUCAUCGCAUUUCUGUCCUAUCCCAAGGGCAAGAAGGCCAUCCCACGCAUCUUCCGCCAUAUCGAUCAAGAGCAGAGGGUUACCAUCCUUACCAUGAUUGUUGUACACUUAGAUACUUUGGAUGUCGUCCGGCGCGCGCAACCCAUGCCUGGCGAGACGCAGCCUUCUCUGGCUGUUCGAGAGGCCAUCGACCUCUUCUCCCAGGCAGUCAUGCCCAGCCUGCUGGGUUAUGUUAAUGAGGCACCGUUCAACAUCAUUAUUGGACUUCUGGGGCUUGUGAUUGCACAGACACAUGUCCAGUUGGUUGCCAAAACUCGCAUUGGGCUGGGUAUCCUGACUAUGCUGCUCAGUCGAGCGGAGAUCGUGAAGGAAGCAGGGCAAGCAGCAGAGCGUGACUGGCAGCAAUGGGUUGAGAAGUUUAAUGUGCUCUUCGACACCCUGGAGCCCAUUUUUGGAGACAUUUUCCCCAGUUCGAUCAAUGCCGGUGAUGACAUGUAUGUGUGGCAAUUCUUGGCUGCUGUUGGUAUCGGAGCUAGUCCAGACCAGCAGCAACGCUUGGUUAUCGCCGUAAAGGACCGUGUAAUGGAGACCGUGACGUAUAGCAAGACCCUUCCUGUGGAUAUGGGCACCCAGCGACUUGGAAAUGUCAACCUUUUCAUGCGCGCUAUCGGCCUGGAUGUGGAACUUCUCGGUUAG
Molecule: messenger RNA, 2559 nt
Organism: Aspergillus tanneri
Lineage: Eukaryota; Fungi; Ascomycota; Eurotiomycetes; Eurotiales; Aspergillaceae
Product: deadenylation-dependent mRNA-decapping factor PAT1
Exons: 3
Coding region: 1-2559 (852 amino acids)
Biological process (GO): P-body assembly; deadenylation-dependent decapping of nuclear-transcribed mRNA
Cellular component (GO): P-body
Molecular function (GO): RNA binding
Source: RefSeq, a predicted model, not a curated record